This is a messenger RNA of Theileria parva strain Muguga, 628 nucleotides long. RefSeq names its product 40S ribosomal protein S17 (gene RPS17). Bases 206 to 598 code for a protein of 130 amino acids. Lineage: Eukaryota; Apicomplexa; Aconoidasida; Piroplasmida; Theileriidae. Gene Ontology annotation, cellular component: ribosome. The record is from RefSeq and is a predicted model, not a curated record. Gene Ontology annotation, biological process: translation. Gene Ontology annotation, molecular function: structural constituent of ribosome. The transcript is spliced from 4 exons.
GAAAAUACUACAGUUUACUAUAUAAUCAAUCUCUUAAUUUUUAAAAUUAUAUCCUAUGUAGAUAAGUUCAUCUCGUUCUUUUGACUUUCAAGACAAAAUUUUACUUCUUUUAUGCCAAACAACACUACAAAAAAUUAUUUACCGAUAAAAACCUAUUAAACUUUUUGAGUUAAUACCUAUAAAUUUAUACAUCUGACAAUUGAAUAUGGGCCGUGUAAGAACUAAGACAGUCAAGCGUGCUGCACGUCAAAUAGUCGAGAAAUACUAUGGAAAACUUGGAUUAGAUUUUCAGUACAAUAAGAAGGUCGCAGAGGAAGUCGCCCUGAUCCCCUCAAAGCGUAUGAGGAACAAAGUCGCUGGCUUUAUUACGCACUUGAUGAGGAGGAUUCAAAAGGGACCAGUUAGAGGAAUCUCUCUAAAACUCCAGGAAGAGGAGCGUGAAAGAAGGAUGGAUUACAUUCCUGAAAAGUCUGAACUCGAAGUCCCAGUAAUUCAAGUGGAUCAGGACACCGCUGAUAUGUUAAACUUUUUGAAGAUUUCUCUUCCGAAUCUCAAAGUUAUGUCAUUUAACGCUCACGAACAUCGUGAAAGACACUAAAUAGAAUAUUCUAAUUUUAUCUUUGUGUAA